Belonocnema kinseyi is the source of this 2112-nucleotide messenger RNA. RefSeq lists its product as uncharacterized. The record is from RefSeq and is a predicted model, not a curated record. Lineage: Eukaryota; Metazoa; Arthropoda; Insecta; Hymenoptera; Cynipidae. Bases 1093 to 1986 code for a protein of 297 amino acids. The transcript has 5 exons.
AUUGAAAAUUCGCUUCUGUUUUUUCUAUAAUGAUUCCAUUUUGUUAUGCGUCUUAACAUAAACAUAAAAUUUUUAACUUCAGCUAUCUUUUUACCAGUGAAUAAAAUAUUAAAUCUACAGAUGUAGGUGCACGUGGAUGGCUAAAUAAUCAUGGAGGCUAAGUUGCAGUAGCAAUGAACGAUAAUAAUGCUAUUUUUGAGGGAGUUUUCACUAGUUCUUGCACCCGAGACCACAUACCCGAGUGGUUGCAACCUGAUAAAGCGCACAAUUAUCACCAAGUCAUCGGUUUCAUACGAACGAAAGAGAACAAACAAUCUGAAACGAAUCGGCUAAUUGGGCCGGUUAAUCAUAAUCUUUUUAAGAAGGGUCCAAAGAACGCUCUGCUACGUUUUGAAAACGACCAACUGUAUAUUGUUCUGAGUUUCGAAAACUACUUUCCUGAACGUGAACAUCAACCUAAUUUUCCCCUAAAAGACCACUUUUAUGUAAUAGUGCCAGGUGAUCCUGACUAUCGUGGAAAAUUACAAAAAGUUAAUCCGCCAGAGAGGGGUUUCGGCGUCACACCCCCUUUAAGUCCUGGGACAUCCUCGAGGACAUCAAAUUCGGGCACACGUCGAAGGCCAUAUCCAAAACCAUAUGGAGGCGCUGUUACGGUAACAAUGAGUGAUAACUCUAUUUUUGAUGGAGAUUUCACUGUUUUUUGCACCGAAUACGAAAUACCCGAGUGGAUGCAUCCCGCUAAAAGGCGUUCUGAUUUCGAAGUUACCGGUUUCAUAAAAACAAAAGAGAACCACCAAUCUAUGACAAGUGUACUUAUGAGACCAUUUAAUCAUGAUCUAUUUAAUAAUGGUCCAAAACGCUUUUCCCGAACGCGAGCAUCAACCUUAUAUUCCACUCAAUGAUCACUUUUAUAUAGUCUUGCCAAGAGGUCCUGUCUAUCGUGGACAGUUACAAAAAGUUAAUCCGCCAGAGAGGCUUUUCGACCCUCCGAGACGAGCAUAAUGCGUAGACACCGCGUUUCUCGUAUCGAGAAGGAUUCGUGGAGGUGCAGAUGAAUGGCCAACAGUAGCUGGAGGCUACGUUUUUGUAGAAAUGGACGAUUCAUCUACUUAUGAAGGAGUUUUCACUGGAUCUUGCACCGGAGACAACAUACCUGAGUGGAUGCAACCUAAUGGAUCUCAUAAUACCCAACAAGUUAUGGGUUUUAUAAGAACCGAAGAUUACAAACAAUCUCAGACAAGUCGGCUUAAAUUUCGAGAUGGGCCAGCCAAUCAUCAUGUUUCGCAACAUGCGCCAGCACGCUCUGUGAUAAAUUUCGAUAACAAGCAAUUGUAUAACGUUAUAAGUUUCGAUAGGUAUAUUCCCAAUCGCGAACAUCGACCUCCCGGGCAACUCUACUUUCCACUCCACGAGCACUUUUAUGUAGUAGUACCAGGAGGUCAUGUUUAUCGUGGACUAUUACUAAAAGUUAAUCAGCCAGAGAGGCGUCUCGGAGUGACAAGCCAUUCAACUCCUGGGACAUACUUGGGGACAUCAAGUUCGGGCCCAGAUAGACAGCCACAUACACAUGAAGGGCACGUUUUUGUAGAAAUGGACGAUUCAUCUAUUUACGAAGGAUUUUUCACUGGAUCUUACACCAGAGAAUUCAUACCUGAGUGGAUGCAACCUAAUGGAGCACAUCAUGCCCAACACGUUAUCGGUUUUAUAAGAACGGAUGAGUACAGACAAUCUCAAACAAGCCGGCUUCAAUUUCGAGAUGGGCCAGCUAAUCAUAAUGUUUCGCAGCAUCGUCCAACGAGCUCUAUGCUACAUUUAAGCCACAACCAAUCAUACAACGUUACACGUUUCGAUAGGUACAUUCCCAAUCGUGAACAUCGACCUCCUGAGCGACUUCAUUUUCCACUCCAAGGACACUUUUAUGUAGUAGUACCAGGAGGUCAUGUUUAUCGUGGACAAUUACUACGAGUUAAUCGGAGAAUAGAAUAGAAAAGAAUAGAGGCGUCUUGGCGUGAUAUCCUAUUCAAAUCCUGGGACAUCUUCGGGGACAUACAAUGCAGAUCACACAAUAUCCUAAACAUAUAUCGAAGGUUAUUCAAUUGGGUGUAAAUGUGG